Cordyceps militaris CM01 is the source of this 2385-nucleotide messenger RNA. Its product is annotated as C6 transcription factor QutA, putative. Gene Ontology annotation, molecular function: zinc ion binding; DNA-binding transcription factor activity, RNA polymerase II-specific; DNA binding. The record is from RefSeq and is a predicted model, not a curated record. Bases 1 to 2385 code for a protein of 794 amino acids. The transcript has a single exon. Gene Ontology annotation, biological process: DNA-templated transcription; positive regulation of transcription by RNA polymerase II. Lineage: Eukaryota; Fungi; Ascomycota; Sordariomycetes; Hypocreales; Cordycipitaceae.
AUGCAAAAUUACGAAUCUUCAACCCUGCUGAAACUGCGAGAAAUCCCCUCGCUCGUCACAAAUCCCUUCACUCAACAAUUACCCAUUGGCGACGGCACCUUGCUAAAUUUCUACUUCUGCUGGGAGUCGCUUUCGUUCAGUGGAGAGCCAAUUACCCUACCCUGCCCGGCUGGUCCUCAUGCCAGCACCGACCUCGACUGCCGGAGUAUGCCUCGGCGCGCGCGCGAUCUGGCCGCCGACGAGGACAUGAAGGUCGCUAAAUCCUCGUCGCACCAGCCGAAGCGACAACGUGUCUCUCUUGCAUGCGAUGCCUGCCGAACGGCGCGUGAGAGAUGCGACGGCCAACGACCACAGUGCGGCACCUGCACCAGCGUGAAGCGCACAUGUUCCUACACGCCGGCGUUGCGAAAGCGCGGGAUUAAGACGGGCUACCUGAGAGCGGUCGAGCUCUCUCUGGCUUGGGUCUUUUCCCGGGCGCCCGAGGCGGAAGAGGCUCUGCACCGGCUGUUUAUCGAAAACGACGGCGUGGCGGCCGACCAAAUAUUCGUCUCCAAGGGAAAGACGAGUGAUCGCCUGUACAAGAAAUGGAUCAACAGUCUGAUAUACGUCGAUAUCGAUAAGAUCCUUUCCGAGGACCGACCGGCGAGAGUCGAUACGUCUACGGAUGAGUCAAACUCGGAAUCCUCCCCAGGAGGAGCCGAGCAUGACUUUGGCACCGUCGCCCGUGCAAUGGCCUCGAUACCGCCCUUUCCCAAACCAGAAACACAAUCCUCUCCCGGCCUGGCGCAAACACAGUCCUUGACGACGCCCGUCAUCAGAUACCCCAAGCUACCUUCCUCCUGGCGCCGCCUGGUCGACAUUUACUUUACCUAUACUCACUGCUGGCUGCCCAUUGUCCAGCAAGAAGAGAUUUACUUCGCCGCCAUGAUCUACACGCCCGACGGCCUUCAAAUCGCCUCUGGAAGCGACCCCUAUGCCACGGCGUGCCACGCGCAGCUCUGGGCCAUCCUGGCCAUGGCGUCGUUUCAGGAUGGGCAUCCCGGCGGGCGCUCCGAAGCACAGGACGUGUACGACUUUGCGCGGAGCCUCAUACCAAACGACGACGCCAAUCACGAGCGCCCCAUGGCCUGCACCAUGCUCCUCCAUGCGCUCAUCCUCAUGGGCAAGGGCAACGGCAUGGCCGCGUGGCUGACGGUCGGGCGCGCCGCACGCCUGGUUCUCUUGACCGAGCAUGGUGUUGUCGGGCCUGGCGGUGUUGAGCGCCGCGUGCUGGCCGAGUCCCCCGUGCUGGCCGCUUGCUGCGUUCUGGAUACGCUGCUGUCUAUUUGCUUGGGAAAGCCGGCCCAGCUCGCCCUUGAUGUCGAUACCAGAGAUCAGUCGGCGCUGUUCUCCCUGUAUCCAGAGGCCGCCGGGCCCUGGCGACCUCUGCCCGGCUUCGGCUCGGCCUCCAAGACACAGCCCGCCACCAGCUACCCCGCUCUCACACUAUACCAGCUGCUCGAAUUCAGUCUCCGCACAGGCGAGCGAGCAAUCUCACACCGAAACGUAGACAGUAGAGACGGUCGCGGCAACAACAACGACGGCCUGGUGCAGUCGCUGCAUCCCCAGCUGCUGUACUGCAGCUCCCUCAAUGUCGGGGCGUCGAUGCCGCGCAUCCCCUCGGCGCUGCUGCUGCAGGUGGCCUUUCUGGCCAGCUCCAUCCUCGUGUCCGGAUACCGCGCGUCGCUUCUCUUCACGCUGCUCGAGAUCAUCGAGCUGAGCAUCGAGUACUUUGGCGAGGGUGGGACGCCGCCGCUGCUGCCGUACUUUAUGGAGUCGAUUGAGAAGCACAUUGACUUUGACGACAUGCGGCCGAGCGAUCGCUCAAAAUGGUCGCUUCUUCUGAAACGGCUGCGCGCUCCGUGGCAAAACGAGAAUGCCGGCCAACCUGCCGAGACCCAACACUCACUCCGCCAUGGCAUCGCAGACACCGCGCGGUUGCACACGGCGAGCUCCUUCUCUCCGCAGGCAUUUGCUGGCGGCUUCGAGUCUAGCUCCAGAGCCAACACUGGGGACUCGCAUCCCAAGGGCCACAUCUUUCCCACCGAUAGCCAGGAUAGCUACGGCCACAUUUAUCCUCUCGGCGGCCACUCUGUUCACUCAGCAGGGACUGGCCAGUCGCCUCCCCUCCAUACACCGAACGUCCAUUUGCAGGCCUCGCCGCACCCGUUGCUGCAGGACACGACGCUCGGGGCUUGUCCGCCUAUUGACUAUGACGCAAUGCUGGACGAGCUCGGCUCCAUUGACUAUACGGACAAUGUUGAGCUUGAUGCCCAGUUCAUGGCAAAUCUUGGAUUUGCGCCCGGGUGCAAGACGCCUGACAGCGUGGGCGAUUUAGCACAUUAA